Messenger RNA from Rattus norvegicus (Norway rat), 2500 nucleotides. RefSeq names its product receptor accessory protein 3 (gene Reep3). Gene Ontology annotation, cellular component: endoplasmic reticulum membrane. NCBI's taxonomy places the organism in Eukaryota, Metazoa, Chordata, Mammalia, Rodentia, Muridae. The record is from RefSeq and is marked provisional. Bases 118 to 882 code for a protein of 254 amino acids. The transcript has 8 exons.
GGCGGCUCCGGGCACCGCGCGCACACACCGGGCCGGCUCCCGAGGGCGCCAGCGCGGCCCCGGGGAGCGCGAGCUAGGAGCGCGCGGCCUGCGGUCAGCGGCCCAGCGGCCGAAAAGAUGGUGUCCUGGAUGAUCUCCCGAGCCGUGGUACUGGUGUUCGGAAUGCUCUAUCCGGCGUACUAUUCCUACAAAGCCGUGAAGACGAAAAACGUCAAGGAGUAUGUCCGCUGGAUGAUGUACUGGAUAGUCUUUGCCCUCUACACUGUCAUUGAAACGGUGGCCGACCAGACACUUGCAUGGUUUCCCCUGUACUAUGAGCUGAAGAUCGCCUUUGUCAUUUGGCUGCUGUCACCCUACACUAGAGGGGCGAGUUUAAUUUACAGAAAGUUCCUUCAUCCCCUGCUGUCAUCGAAGGAAAGGGAAAUUGAUGAUUAUAUUGUCCAAGCCAAAGAAAGAGGCUAUGAGACAAUGGUGAAUUUCGGACGGCAAGGUUUGAAUUUGGCAGCUGCAGCUGCCGUCACCGCAGCAGUGAAGAGCCAAGGAGCCAUAACGGAGCGUUUGCGAAGUUUCAGCAUGCACGAUCUGACAGCUAUCCAGGGGGAUGAGCCGGUGGGACACAGACCUUACCAGACUUUGCCAGAAGCAAAGAGGAAAGGCAAACAAGCCACUGAGUCACCAGCCUAUGGAAUUCCGCUGAAAGACGGAAGUGAGCAAACAGACGAAGAAGCUGAGGGGCCGUUCUCCGAUGACGAGAUGGUGACUCACAAGGGGCUGAGGCGGUCCCAGAGCAUGAAGUCUGUCAAGACCAUCAAAGGCCGCAAAGAGGUGCGGUACGGUUCACUAAAAUAUAAAGUGAAGAAGAGACCACAGGUGUAUUUCUAGUGUCUACACCACACCCAUCUCAAGACAAAUAAAUGUAACAAAUCAACUUCAUUUUCUAACACGACGUAUUCAGGACUUAACACUUUAAUUUUGUGGCGAUGACGGGGUCUACGUAAUGACUUUAAAUAGUUCGUGUUUCUUUAACAAUUACUUUUAGAUUUUGAACUGCUAAGCGUAGUCAUAUAAGGUUUGUUAAUGUAUGUGUACAUAGCAAAAGUGACAGGGAAUCACGCUCCUGAUGUCAGCAGCCACACUGAGUGCCUGAGAUGUAAAGAUAAAGCACAGACCAGGGCAUACGUAAAAAGUCUUUGCAGCAGGAUACACCUGCCGUUCUGGUGUUGCAUUCUGUUUACGUCAUACCAUAGGAUGGUGCCGUGUCCUUCCUUAAGCCUUUGAAACUUUCCACCAUGAGCUGAAAGUUUUUAAAACAGAUUAUUUGAAAACCAGGUGUCCAUGUAGCACUUUCCGGGCUAGUUUUGCACACUUGAAAAUUGUUUACUUAGUUUACGGCUGUACAUUUACUUUACAUUGUAUCGAGGCUGUCUUUUUUGUUGUCUGUCAGAUUCUGACAUGUGAGGAUUAGGCCUUGAAACUGCAUCAUCUCCUUUGCCUAUGGGUUUGUUUCAUUUGUUAAAUUCAUUCAGCUUAUGUAGAGACAUGUAACUGUUAACUUUUUACUCCUUUGUUUGGUUUUGGUUUUUGAAUUAGGGUCUCAUAGCCCAAGGGCGGCCUUGAACUCCUGAUCUCUUCCUGCUACCACCUCACAAUUGCUGAGAUAACAGGUGUUAUCACGCCUGGCUAAUUUGAGCUGUCUUUCAAUUAUAUUCUUGACAUCUGAGAAGUUACCGCAAACAUUAACCAGUUUCCAUAGUUGAACUCGAUGUGUUUUUAUCAACAGCAAAUUACAUUAUUCUAAAAAAUUAGUUUUUGGGGGCUGGAGAGGUGGCUGGUUAAGAGCACUGGCUGUUCUUCCAGAGGACCAUGGUUCAAGUCCCAGCACCCACAUGGCAGCUCACAACUGUCUGCCAUCCAACUCCAAGUGACUCAACACCCUCACACAGAUAUGCGCACAGGCAAAACCCCACUGCACAUAAAAUGUAAAUAAAUAAGUAAAUGACUAGCUUUGUGGAAUAGUCAUAGACCAGUGUAGUACUUAGUGUAUUCUAAAUCAUGGGAAUCCCAGUGGCCACCCUCCAUUCCCAAGCUCGGCAGAUGUUCAUGCUACCUUACAGACCGGGCAGUGACUAACAUCUUUUAGAUCUUUUCCUGCCUGAGGGUAUUCUCUGAAGAUGAGUGUCAGGGUAAAACACAAACAUCAUUGAUGCUACAUAACCCAGGCUUCCAGAUAAGGACCAUCUUGUUAAUCUAAGAGAUAUAGAGGGAUUGAACUCGGCUCUUUUUAGGUUACCUUACUAACUGGGCAUUAUGGACACUAAAUCAUAUUAGGGGUGAUGAAUAAUCAAAAUUUCAACAUCGAACAAUAUUUACUUACGUGGGGGUGCCUGAGUGGCAUCCACACAUGACUCCUCUUGAUGCUACGGAUAUUUUCUAAACUGAAUCACAUUGUUAAUAUUUUUAACACCAAAUAAAAAUUUAAUUUUUUCCCUCCCAAAUUUAA